AUGCAACGCGCUCGCGGCGGUUGUAUGAGCUGUCGGCGGCGGAAACGAAAGUGUGACCGCCGCCGUCCGUUUUGCGAAGCCUGUACUCAACGAGGGAUCCAAUGCCCUGGAUACUCAACGCCACUGCGCUGGGUGGAUGGUGCUGCGAAUCACUCCUCUGCCGGCGAAGGUAGCAGCAAUGCUACUAUCAAUUCAGCCGGAUCCAACACUCUCGCAAGUCAGAUCGCACUUCCGAAUCGCCCCAGCCCUCAGGUACAGACGACGCAUGUUACGGAUGAGCUUUUCCAUAAGUUGUGCUCAUGGGUCCAGCCGUUCUUUGUUGAGAUGUCUGCCAAGAGCAAAUCUCUAGUAUUGCUAUCUUCCACCAUCCAAGCAUAUCUUGAUGAAGGUAGCUCGGACAUGUCUGUCUCCUCAAUGGAGUACGUUGACACUGCUCUGAAGGAGUUUCGGCGCGAAAUCGUGGCCCAUUACGAUGUUAUGCCGGCUGCCACGGCAUGCUCUGGCGUACUGCUAUGUGUUCUUCAAUUCCUUCAAGCCCAACCGUGUACACCCGUCAUUGGACUACUCGCCGAAACCUUCCAUCUGAAUGCUCCUAUAUCAUUUCUCAAUCCCAAUCCCGAGCAUGACCUCUCAGUACGGCAUGCCUUGGAAUUCAUCGGUCUCAUGGACAUGCCCUGUCUCGUACUAGGAAGAAAGUGUCCCUCUCUCGGUAUUUGGAGACGCUUUCGACAAGUUCAAGACUCCUGGAAAGGGGGAAGAGUCAAGGCCUUGGAAGUCGUCACUGGUGUGCCGCAUUCGCUGCUGGAUAUCUUCGCCGACACCCCAUUCGAGACGGCGGAGGUCUCCAUAAGUCGAUUUUGGGGAUGGCCAGGUGAAAUGGGCGAACGCGAGCAGCGUAUUGUAAACGCGACACAAAAAGACGGCCAAUUCGUUGGCGACGAUCGGCAGGACGCACUGCCAAGUUCAGAAAUUGUUCUAUACCGUCUAGUAUCAGGACUUCAUCUCUUUUGUGUGGCGUGUCAGCUGCCCGAGAAUCAGCAUCUGUUGUGCCGCAAUGGCAUCGUCUUCCCUCUGAUAACGGCAUGCCUCGAAACUCGACUCCUUAAGCGGCAUCCUGACUGGAAACAUACUGUGGAUGACGUGCUGUCGGCUGCUAAGAAGAGGUAUCUCUUUCAGUUGGCACGAUCUACAUGGGAGCUGCUCGAUGAAGCUUGGAAGGAUGGUACAAUGGAAUUUGACCUAGAUAAAGCAGCAUCACGCAGAGGCCAGGAGGUUUCAUUAUUGUAG
Colletotrichum paranaense is the source of this 1287-nucleotide messenger RNA. RefSeq lists its product as uncharacterized. The record is from RefSeq and is a predicted model, not a curated record. Gene Ontology annotation, molecular function: DNA-binding transcription factor activity, RNA polymerase II-specific; zinc ion binding. Lineage: Eukaryota; Fungi; Ascomycota; Sordariomycetes; Glomerellales; Glomerellaceae. The transcript is spliced from 4 exons. Bases 1 to 1287 code for a protein of 428 amino acids. Gene Ontology annotation, biological process: regulation of transcription by RNA polymerase II.